This is a messenger RNA of Moneuplotes crassus, 3153 nucleotides long. The record is from the annotation of a GenBank genome assembly. NCBI's taxonomy places the organism in Eukaryota, Ciliophora, Spirotrichea, Euplotida, Euplotidae.
AUGAUCGAUGUAGAAGAACUUAGUGAUUUUGAGGGAGAAUUCUCUGAUGAUGCAGUUGAUGGGUCUGAUUCAAGAUUGGAUAGGACAGAUGAGGAUGAGUUAGACAGGACAGGGAAUGAUUUUGAGUUUGAAGCCGAAGUUCCUGAGGAAGGAGAGAUAGACACUUUAAAAGAUACCCCAAAUCCAAUGCUCAAUAGGAAAAAUAAGUCCCAGAUGGUAGUAAAGAACCAGAUGCUUAGAGCCAGUGUGAAGCAGAAAAGACGGAGGUCCAUUGCUCAUAAAUAAAACAGUGAAUGAACAGACUCAUCACAAGCCAUUAGCCUUUAAACUAAAUAAUAAGGAGAACUUAUGUAAGCAUCAGGCAAGUAGGAGUCACACCUUGAUCAACGAUGCCAUUGCUCUCCCUUUGACGAAGGAAGAUAUGAUCAGGCUUAAUUGCCAGAAAGAGAAUUAAGAAUAAACUAAACGUGAUGACGGCUGUCGUGCUAAGACUAAGACAGGAUGCCAUUAAUGAGAUGAUCACGGGGAUCAAUGAUGAGUAUAUCUAUAAGUUUAGGAACGCAAGGACUUUAACAAAAAUCGAAAUUCUUCAGGAUAAAAGAAAAAGAUGCCUGUUCACAAGUGGAGAUGGCUUCAGGGUAAAAUGGGACCUCCUGGUCAUCUUCCUUGCUGUUUAUAGUUGCUUUGUGGUGCCUAUACAAGUAGCAUUUGAGCCUUCCUUUGACCAGAGCCUAUUCUUCAUUAUCCCUGAUCUUUUUGUGAAUAUGGUUUUCUUUAUUGAUAUACUGAUUUCUUUCCGAACAACUUAUAUCCAUUCAAAGACUGGGGAAGAAAUCACAGACUUGAGGAUAAUUGGUAAGAACUAUCUAAAGUGCAGAUUCUGGCUAGAUUUCUUGGCAAUAAUUCCUUUUGAUUACAUCGGGAAAAUGUUAGUUUCUAAAAGCUCUAGUGGGCUCUUGCAGUUAUUUUCAUUACUAAAAUUGGUUAGAGUCCUCAGACUUGGUAAACUUAUAUCGAUUAUGAAGGUGAAAGACGACAUUAAGUUAUCCCUCAGGCUUCUGAAGCUUAUCUUCUUUCUGUGAAUAUACCUCCAUUGUCUUGGAUGAGUUUGGUAUUACAUAGUUAUUAAAAAGAAACAAUGGUUACCUCCUCUUGAUUAUGUAUAUGUAAACACUACAUUUUAUAAUCAAGAAUGGGAUUUUAAAUAUUUCAUGUCUCUUUUUCAUGCAGUGAUGAUGUUCUCAGGUAAUGAUAUCGGUCCAAGAACAACAUUUGAAAUAAUUUUUGUGUCUUUCUUUGUAGUUAUGGGAGCAAUUCUUAAUGCAAAUCUCUUUGGUCAAUUAACUGUUAUUCUUUCUACAAUGAAUAGAAAAGCUUCGCUAUUCCAAGAGAAAUUUGAUAUUACAACUACAGCUAUGAAGAACCUCAACUUGCCAGAGAAUUUACAAACUAAGGUCACUGGAUUCUUGACUUUCACAGAAAGUUUUCAAGAAUCUCAAAAAGAAUUAAAGUCGUUCUUGGAUAUUAUUUCUCCUUCUCUGAGGCAAGAAGUUGUCCAAUACAUUUUCUCCGAAACCUUGAAGUUUAACCCAAUUUUUAAGGGCCAACCUUUACUGAUUGAUUAUAUGACCAAGAAGCUUGUGAUAGAGAUUCAUAUGCCUGAAGACCAAGUGAUCACACAGGGAGAGACUGGCACAAACAUUUAUUUUAUAGCAAAAGGAGAAUGUGAAGUCUUUGUCACAGAUCAUAACUCGCUUACUGAUAUUGCCAGGAAGGUCAAACCUGGAGAUUUAUUUGGUGAAGUUGCCAUUUUAUGUGGUUCUCGAAGAACUGCUAGCGUAAAGACCACUAACUACUCUACCCUCGCGUUUGUCUGUAAGCCAACUUUCAAGGAUAUGUGACAACAAUUCCCUGAUAUUGUUGAGAAAAUGAAGCAGAAUUUGAAGAAAUACCAGGAUAGGUUGAAGCUAUUUUGCAAAUACAGUAUCAAGGAAAUUCCUUUUUUUAAAAGACUUAGUGAGGAGUCAAUAGAGGAAGUGACUUAUCAUCUCCAGCAGAAAUAUUAUGACGCAAAUGACAUUAUUUUCAGAGAAGGUAAUGCCGUUGAUAAUCUCCUUAUCAUCACAAGAGGAGAGGUUGACUUGAUCCUGAAGGUAGAGGAUCACGAAUUAGUCCUGCAUAAUCUCUACCAAGGAUGCUAUAUGGGAGGAUACAAAGUUCUUAAAGACAGUAUUUACAGUCAUACUGCUCGAGCUGUAACCAGUGUGACUCUUCAUUCCUUGAGUAAGGAUAGUAUAUCCUUGCUCCAAAAGAACCUGCCUGAUUUCAACCAUGCUAUUGAAAAAGCAAGGAUAUUCAUCGACAACACUUCCGAUCCAUUUAUUGGCUUUGGAAUGUUCAGAUCUAAAGAAACUUCUCUGACACCAAUAAAAUUGUUCAAAAUGGCAGUCAUUAAAGUCCUCAAAAUCAAUCGGGAUCUCAAAGAAGCCGGUAUUAAGGAAGGUGUUCCAGACAUCCUCAAACGAACAGUCAUAGGAUACUAUAAUGAGGAAGAGGAAGGCAGAAAACCACAUAAUUAUCAAAAAACUUCUCUCAAGAUUCUUCAAAAACUGACCAAGAAAAUAGACUUCCUUGAGAGGCACAUCAAAACUCUUGAAAAGGAGGUUAAAAAUGGAGCCAAAUAUCAAAAUAGGUCUCAUCGUUUGUUCAAGCAGCUCAGAAUGGAAAAGAACAAUACAAACACAUGUACGAGUACAGAAUAACCUUUAUAGCUCUAGAUAAAAAAUUGAUGAAUCCCACACUAGAUAAAUUGUAGGAAAGCUGAAUUAAUUUAUAGAAAUGGUCCCAUGAAUAUGAACAAUUCACGCUACUCUUUUCACAUGAACGCAACAGAGGAGUCAAAAAUAGAUGAGCAUACUCUUGAAGAUUACUCUUCAAGUGAAGAAAGUAUCAGUGUUAGCAAGACAAACUCAACGAGCCAGUUUCAGGAACAGAAUAAUCUAACUAAAAAGAAGAGUGAAAUCUCAAUGGGUAUUCUGUAUAGUAACCAACUCAAGGACAAAAAGGCUAUUUAUAGUGGAGAAAGUUUUGGCAAAAAGCCGGAUGAAAGAUAAACUUUAUAAAUACUAUAAUUCAAUUAAUUAUUAUAUUUAG